Messenger RNA from Ochlerotatus camptorhynchus, 1049 nucleotides. It is a transcript of the gene Ubc4, whose product is annotated as ubiquitin conjugating enzyme 4. Gene Ontology annotation, molecular function: ubiquitin conjugating enzyme activity; protein binding. Gene Ontology annotation, biological process: protein polyubiquitination; proteasome-mediated ubiquitin-dependent protein catabolic process. The transcript is spliced from 3 exons. The record is from RefSeq and is a predicted model, not a curated record. The coding region runs from base 115 to 714 and encodes 199 amino acids. Lineage: Eukaryota; Metazoa; Arthropoda; Insecta; Diptera; Culicidae. Gene Ontology annotation, cellular component: nucleus.
CCGCAAUUGUAGUUUCCCAUUGGCUCUUCUAGAAUAAAAUCGUAGGAACAACUCCGUAGUGUGGUUCUUGGCGAUAACAGUUGACGGUAGCAGCAGUGUAAUAAGGCAGGCAAAAUGGCGAAUAUGGCAGUAUCCCGCAUCAAACGAGAAUUUAAGGAAGUUCUCAAAAGUGAAGAAAUUGUACAGUGUUCUAUCAAACUAGAUAUAGUCAACGACAACUUCACAGAAUUACGUGGUGAAAUCGCCGGACCACCGGAUACGCCUUAUGAAGGAGGCAAAUUUCUGCUCGAAAUUAAGGUCCCGGAAACGUAUCCUUUCAAUCCACCGAAGGUUAAAUUUAUCACAAAAAUUUGGCAUCCAAACAUUUCCUCGGUGACCGGAGCCAUCUGUUUGGAUAUUCUGAAAGACAACUGGGCCGCUGCCAUGACUUUGCGCACAGUCUUGCUAUCGUUGCAGGCUCUGCUAGCUGCUGCUGAACCGGAUGAUCCGCAGGACGCCAUAGUAGCCACACAGUAUAAGGACAACCAUGAGAUGUUCAUCCUAACUGCUAAGCACUGGACUAACGUGUACGCCGGAGGGCCCUGUCGAAAUUCGGACUUCGAUCAGAAAGUGCAACGAUUGCGUGACAUGGGUGUGGUCGAUUAUGAAGCACGGGCUGCCCUCUCGCGACACAACUGGCACCUGGAACGUGCGUCCGAGCAGUUGUUUAGUUAGUUUUAUCAAAUUCGGUUCCCUACUACAGAUACUUGUCUUUUGCGUCACUGAUUUGUUUUCCGUUACAUUCUUUUAUGUCGAGACAAGGUUGAGAAUUUUUGUGAGGUUAUGAACAUAUUCAAAAUAUAUUGCAAAGCAAAGGAGGAGUCAAAUAUUGUACCAUCGCCACCCGUUUCGAAAUGCAUGCAAAAACCUAUGAUUAAUAUUUGAUACCUAAAUUAAUUUCACAAAGAACGAAAAAAGACAAGCAUAUAAUAUUAACACUAAGGAGCUUGAUGCAGAAGACGGAAGGUGAUAUAUCUUUAAAAUAUAGAAAACCAUUGAUGAUUUCGCUA